UCAAUGGGCAGGAAGUUCUUAGAGAGUUAUUGUUGUGUAUGAGCACAAGCGGUCUCUCUUUUUAGCCCAGUGUAAGGUGUAAUAGCUCAGAUCGAGGAUGUCUCUUAUGGAGGGUCUUCUCCUCCAGGCUCCCAGCACAGUGACACUGGUGGGGGCUGUGCUGUUUCUGCUGGUCCUCUACCUCCUCUCCUCUGGAUCCAGCUCUGAGGAACACGGAAAGGAGCCUCCAGGACCCAGGCCGCUGCCCCUAAUUGGUAACUUGCUCCAGCUGGAUCUCAAGAGGCCCUACCAGACUCUCUGUGAGCUGUCCAAGAAAUAUGGCUCGGUGUUCACAGUUCACGUUGGACCCAGAAAAGUGGUCGUUCUUGUAGGAUACAAGACAGUCAAGCAAGCACUGGUCAACCAUGCAGAGGAGUUUGGGGACAGGGGCAUCAAUCACAUGUUUAAUGAAAUAAACAAAGGACACGGUAUUGUAUUUGCCAAUGGAGAUUCAUGGAAAGAGAUGAGACGCUUUGCCCUGACAAACCUUAGGGACUUCGGAAUGGGCAAGAAAGCGAGCGAGGAGAAGAUCAUUGAAGAAAUUCGCUACCUGACUGAAGUGUUUGAAGAGCACAAGGGUAAAGCAUUUGAUACAACCCAGCCAAUUAAUUACGCCGUCUCCAACAUCAUCUGCAGCAUUGUGUACGGCAGCAGGUUUGAAUACUCUGAUCCCCGGUUCCGACGCUCGGUGGAUCAAGCCAAUGAGGCCAUCCAACUUGGAGGAUCUGUUUCAAUACAGUUGUACAACAUGUUCCCAUGGUUGGGCCCAUUGCUGAAGUCCAGGACCCGUAUCAUUAAAAAUAAUACCAACAACAAAGAGGAGAUGAUGGAGCUGGUGAGGGGGCUGAAGGAGACUCUCAACCCUCAGAUGUGUAGAGGCUUUGUGGACUCGUUCCUUGUCCGAAAGCAGACCCUGGAGGAAUCAGGCAACAUGAACUCUCAUUACCACAAUGAGAAUCUCAUACAGACAGUGGCCAACCUGUUUGCUGCUGGUACCGACACCACCGGGACAACCCUGCGCUGGGGUCUGCUUCUCAUGGCCAAGUACCCCCAUAUACAGGACCGGGUCCAAGAGGAGAUAAGCAGGGUCAUAGGAAGUCGUCAGGCCUUGGUAGAGGACAGGAAGAACCUGCCCUACACUGAUGCAGUGAUCCAUGAGACCCAGAGACUGGCCAACAUUGUACCCAUGGCCAUCCCUCACACCACCACCCGAGACAUCACCUUCCAGGGAUACUUCAUCAAAAAGGGGACUGAAGUGUUUCCUCUGCUGACGUCUGUCCUGCAAGAUGAGAGCGAAUGGGAGAGCCCUCACACCUUUAACCCCGCCCACUUUCUGGACGAGGAAGGUCGAUUCGUCAAGAAGGAUGCCUUCAUGCCCUUCUCUGCAGGUCGUAGGGUGUGUCUAGGAGAGGGUCUGGCCAGGAUGGAGCUCUUCCUUUUCUUCACCUCCCUCCUGCAGAGAUUUUGUUUCUCUCCUCCUCCCGGGGUAACAGAGGAUGAUCUGGACCUCACACCAUCCCUGGGGUUCACCCUCACUCCUUCACCACACCAGUUGUGUGCUGUGAGCCGUGUCUGAGAUGAGAGUCUGGUCCCAAUGUAUAUUACACACUAGACUCCCAACUUUAUGAAUAUGCUGAACAACUAUUUUGUCGCUGAACAUGGACAUGAAUGAUAUGAAUAUAUAUAUAUAUAACUGGCUACAGGGAUCGGAGGUUUAAAGUUGAUUGGACCAAAAUGAACUGAAGCAGCUUUUGAUCACCAUUCAGAGUGGCCUUGCAGUCCUAGAUGCUGACAUCCGUAUGAUGUCUGAGGGGCAUUUGUGUAAAACCAAUUUUGAUCUAGAAACAUGACACUCAAAUGACCUUUUAGGGAUGCCCUAGGUGGGGUCCUAUGUAAAAUGUCAAUGUCCGCAGGAAGUGGACGUUAUGAUUGAGAGAGCAAACUUGGAUGUUAGGAUCCUAUUCUUAUACUGCAAGUGCCCUUACCCCCACUGAGCUCCAUAGAAGUGAUCUCCCUACCCCCUACUCCUGGGAUAAUAUUCUUGGUUUGUAAUUCAAGAAUACAGUCCGAGGAUCAGUUUCUUGAAUUCAAGAAUAUAAUUACAUUUACAUUAACAUCAUUCAGCAGACGCUCAAAUCCAGAGCGACCUCAGGAUACAUUUCUUGAAUCCAAUGAUGUAAUCCCCCCCCCGCCCCCCCCUAAAAAAAUGGGGAUCCAAAAAUAUAAUCCCUGAAUUGGGUUUGAUGAAAGGCACAUUGGAAUGCAGCAGUUUGUCAGUGGAAGGCCUUAUGUCUUGAACGUUGGGAUCCCCAAAUAACAGCCACAUUUGUAAUCUAAAAGUCCCAAAAAUAUGGCCUAAAAUGGUGAUCUAAAUGCACAAGAAGUGUAAACGUCUUACCAACAUCCAAGAGGAUCAUCCAAGGUCCAAGAUGUUUGCCUCAAGUCUAGUGCCCUCUAUACUGCUAGUUGUACUGUCAAUAGAUUGCACUUUUUUACAGGACAACUUUAUGACUUAUAGUGCAGUUUUUUCACCGGUCCCUCUCACCAAAGAGACUCAGACAUUUCCAGUUUAUUUUUUGACCAAUCAGGGGGAAAUUAUGGAAAUUGGUAAUAUUCUUUGACUUUUUCAUGCUGGUAUUAAUUUAUUGAAUGAAAAAUACUAAGAGCUAGUCACUCUGGCACUUUUUGAAAGCUUUUCUAAUGAUAUGAAGAUAUGAAAAUAGAUAGCUAUGUAGGUAUGUGGAUGUAUAUGCAGAUGAUUGUAUCAUUGGUGUCACUUGUCACUUUAAUCAGGGACGGGCUUGUAUUGGUGGCUGCGGUGAGGUGGGUGAAACAAAGUCAAUCACAUCCAAACAUGGGAAACCAGGUGUUUGGUUCCGUUCCAGUUGUCCCAUUCCGGUCAUCACUUUGAGCCAUCCUACACUCAUCAUUCUCACGUGAGAUAUAUGUUAACCAGUUAAGAUACUUACACACCAGUACCCCCAUCCUUCCCUUUCCCCUUAUUCAAGGAUAACUGUAUUAUAUUAUCAUUAACAAUAAAAUAUAUACAUAUAUAAUAA
Molecule: messenger RNA, 3098 nt
Organism: Coregonus clupeaformis (lake whitefish)
Lineage: Eukaryota; Metazoa; Chordata; Actinopteri; Salmoniformes; Salmonidae
Product: cytochrome P450 2K1
Exons: 8
Coding region: 98-1615 (505 amino acids)
Biological process (GO): xenobiotic metabolic process
Cellular component (GO): intracellular membrane-bounded organelle; cytoplasm
Molecular function (GO): oxidoreductase activity, acting on paired donors, with incorporation or reduction of molecular oxygen, reduced flavin or flavoprotein as one donor, and incorporation of one atom of oxygen; heme binding; iron ion binding
Source: RefSeq, a predicted model, not a curated record